AUGUGCCUCGACUUCCCUAGUGGCCCUGCGCACAUUCUCGCCCGCCUCACAAAUCUGUCCACUAAUACAUGGAGAGAGAAGGAGCCUGGAGACGGAAGCUACGAACUGGUGCCCUGCCCCAACCAAUUCAAGAUCACAGACCCCCCUUUGGAGCGCCCCCCUGAUAGUAUCUUCAAGACUACGCGAAACGACAACGAGCCCAGUCUCUCCCACGAGGACCGCGCCUUUCUAGAGAUUAUGGAGAGAGGGAUACACAAGAACGCAAGUGGUAACUGGGAAAUGCCCUUGCCAUUUCGUGAUGAACGCCAGACAAUGCCAGACAACCGAGCCCAAGCCAUGCAACGCCUACAAGGGCUUCUUAAGACGUUCAACAGGAAACCUGAAAUGAAAGCGGACUACCUGGAGUUCAUGGGCAAGAUAAUCGAGAAGGGCCACGCCUCUCCUGUCCCGCGCGAUGACGCUCCGCCUCCCCCUGGGCGUUCUUGGUACUUACCGCAUUUCGCGACCUACCAUAACACAAAGCACACUAUUCGCGUUGUGUUCGACUCGAGUUGCGAGUUUAGAGGAGUGUCGUUAAACAAAGUGCUUUUACCUGGCCCUGACUUGAUGAACAACCUCAUUGGAGUUCUAAUGCGUUUCCGCAAGGAGAAUGUUGCCGUCAUGUGCGACGUCGAACAAAUGUUCCAUUCAUUCCACGUAGACCCGGCACACAGAGACUUCCUUCGUUUCCUGUGGUUCGAGGAUAAUGACCCGUCGAAACCCGUCACAGAAUAUCGCAUGAACGUCCACCUGUUUGGCAAUGGACCGAGCCCCGCAGUCGCCACGUAUGGACUUCGCAGAACGGCGGUAGACGGCGAGGAGAAGUACGGCGAGGAGGCCAAGAAUUUUAUAUGCCGCAAUUUCUACGUCGAUGAUGGUUUGGCUUCGCUGACGACCGCCCAAGGAGCGAUAGACUUGGUGAAAGGUGCACAAGCCACCCUAGCCACAGCUAAGCUACGACUACACAAAGUCGUGUCAAAUUCGGUGGAAGUCAUGGAAGCCUUUCCCGCUGAGGACCGAGCAAAGGAUGUGCGUGACCUCGACCUGCGCAGCGACAGUCUGCCCGCGCAACGGUCGCUAGGAGUUUUCUGGGAUUUGGAGACGGAUGCCUUCACCUUCAAGGUGUGUUCACCGGAGAAACCAUUCACCAGGAGAGGAGUCUUGUCUAUUGUCAACUCUGUGUAUGACCCGCUCGGUUUUGCGGUACCUGCCAUACUCGAGGGGAGAAAAAUACUACAGCAGCUCGUACUCAUGGGGGAGCGAAGAGCCGAGAACAAAACCCCCUUAGCCUGGGACGACCCUCUUCCUACCGCAAUGAUGAACCGGUGGACGUGCUGGAGAGAUUCUCUCCUGGAGUUACAGCACCUAUCUGUCCCCCGCUGUUACCACCCAAAGGAAUUUGGCACCGUGACCAGAGUGGAACUACACGCCUUUUCUGACGCGAGUCAGGACGCCAUUGGAGCUGCAGUCUACCUCCGCCAGUUCAACGAAGUAAACGAGAUGUCCACGUCUCUCGUCUACGGUCAAGCCAAGGUUGCCCCCGUAAACCCUACAAGCAUCCCACGACUCGAACUGUGCGGAGCGGUGCUAGCAGUUCAAGCAGCUCAGAGAGUUAUCAAAGAAAUUGACGUAAAGAUCUCGGAGGUGACAUACUACACCGACUCGAAAGUAGUGCUAGGCUACAUCACAAACGAAAGCCGCCGGUUUUACGUCUACGUGGCCAACCGAGUACAGCUAAUCAGAAGUCUGUCUACCCCAGAGCAGUGGAGAUAUGUGGAGAGCGAGCAGAAUCCAGCAGAUUUGGCCACGCGCGGAGUUCCCCCUGACAAGUUAAUGGCAUCGACCUGGCUCGGAGGGCCAGGAUUCCUUAAAAGACCACAAGGUACCCCUCGACCGGAUGAAACGUUCACACUCGACGCGAGUGAUCCUGAAGUUCGCAAGGGAGUGCUCAGGGCCAAAGUCACAAUGGAUAAAAGAGGCGAAGAACCAGACGUUUGGGCAAAAAGAUUCCAGAGGUUCUCUUCCUUAAGGUCCCUGCAGCGCGCAGUCGCCAAUCUUAUCGUUGUGGCAAGAGAAUUCAAACGCCGUAGAGACUCCAAAGCACGAGGAGUUAACCCUAGGAGUGAAGUGCCUAAAGGACCGGGCAAACGUAGACUUCCAACAGUCGAAGAGUGGGAUCAAGCUCUGCGCGUCAUAAUAAGCACCACACAGAGAGCAGCAUUUAGGGAGUUGUUGCGAGAUGCCAGGACGGAGCCCGAGCUACCGAGAGAAGUUCAGCACGGCGCAAAGAAAUCCCUCAAAGGCUCACAUCUGUACCACCUUGACCCGUUCCUUGACAACUACGGGAUCCUGCGCGUCGGAGGCAGAUUAAGGAGAGCAGAGAUGGAGUACGGAGAGAAACACCCAAUCAUACUGCCAAAGAAUCACCAUGUGUCACGGCUUGUAGCGAAACACCACCACCUCCAGGUGCACCACCAAGGAAGACAGAUUACCGGAGGAGCCAUUCGACAGGCAGGAUUCUGGCUCAUCGGAGGUCAUGACACUGUGACGAAAGUCGUCGGAGCUUGUGUUCCCUGCAAGAAGCUAAGAGGACCACCACUGGAGCAGCGCAUGGCAGACCUUCCGCCUGAUAGGACUGAAGUCUGUCCUCCCUUCACUAACGUGGGCUUCGAUGUUUUCGGCCCUUGGGCGGUGCAAACGCGUAAAACAAGAGGAGGGACCGCGAAUGCUAAACGCUGGGGUCUGGUCUUCACGUGCCUCAGCAGUAGAGCCAUACACAUUGAAGUCCUAGAAGCCAUGGAUGCCAGCGCCUUUAUCUGCGCACUGAGGAGAUUCUUCGCGCUACGAGGCCAUGCUACGCUUCUUAGGUGCGACAGAGGAACUAACUUCAUCGGAGCCAAAACAGAGCUUGGAGAAGCAGUGUCGGAGCUCAACGACAAGAAAGUGGAGAAAUUUGUGACGGAGUACGGAUGCAAAUGGGAGUUUAACCCUCCCCACGCAUCACAUUUUGGCGGCGUGUGGGAAAGGCAAAUCAAUACCAUCCGUCGAGUAUUAGAUGCUAUGUUUGCCGAACUGGGCAGGCCUCAGCUGACACACGAGUUGCUUAUCACACUGAUGGCUGAGGUGGUAGCCAUCGUUAACGCCAGACCCAUAUCUGCGCUGCCAUCCGACCCAGACGACCCACUACCUCUGUCUCCUGCGAUGUUACUGACAAUGAAAACACGCCCAGCUGGACCCCCUCCAGGUCAGUUCCUACGCCCUGACAUAUACGCUCGUCGUCGCUGGAGACGUGUUCAGUUCCUAGCAGAUCAGUUUUGGACGAGAUGGCGACGGGAGUACCUACAAAGCUUGCAGCCCCGACGGAAGUGGACAGAGAUGCAGCGAGACCUACGCGUCGGAGAUGUCGUCCUCAUGCGAGACGAGUCACGGCACCGCAACGACUGGCCACUGGGACGAAUCUCAGAGGCCAUAAGAAGUGAGGAUGACAGAGUUAGAAAGGUUAAAGUUGACGUUGUUAGAGACGGAGAAAGGAAGACCUACCUAUGA
Messenger RNA from Orbicella faveolata, 3585 nucleotides. RefSeq lists its product as uncharacterized. Gene Ontology annotation, biological process: DNA integration. Gene Ontology annotation, molecular function: nucleic acid binding. NCBI's taxonomy places the organism in Eukaryota, Metazoa, Cnidaria, Anthozoa, Scleractinia, Merulinidae. The record is from RefSeq and is a predicted model, not a curated record.